CAUCGUCACGACUAACACAUCCUCAAUUUGUACAAGUUGGCGACGAGACAACAUUGUCGAAGUCGAUUAUGAGGAGGUGGAGGGAAGGGUGGGAAUCCUUUAGACCACAUGGUGGUACUCACCGUGUAUAAUUGCGCGAAUUGUCUAUCAUACAAAACAGUGUAAUCUUCCACUUAAAUAAACCGAGAGGUAGAUUAUAAUUCGCUUACGUAAAGUGAGGUGUGAAAAAUCAAAUAAACGAGAAAAUGUCACAAAAUUCCGUAAUCUCAAACCUCUUCAAACAAGGGUUGUUUGGAUGAUGAAAUUCAAUGAGAUAAUUUGGCAAGAUAAAGUAAUUUUUACUCAAUUGGCUCAAAAUGAAGCAAUUGAGUCAAAUCAUCUCGUUUGACAACACAUAAUAGAGAUGCAACAAUUGGGUUGAGCCAAUUUAAAUUACUUCAUUUUACAUCAAUUUAAAUUGACAGAAAAAAAGACAAACAUUUUGAAAUGAUAUGGGACGAAUGAAUUUUGAAACUAUUAAAUCAAAUUGCCUCAUGUUUUUACAUUCAUCAUUCAAACGAAGCAAGAAGUUCAAUGGCGUUCACGAGUAUUUGCAUCCCCAAAAAAAAAAAAAAAAAAAAAAAUACACCCUAAUGAUUAAUGAAGUCAGCCCCCUCCCACUAAAAUACGUGAUUUAUCCUAAUUAACUGUUUUACGAACACAUUUCUUUCUUUUAUCGUCUUUAUCCUAAUUAAUUUUUAAUCCAAGAUGAAACAAAUACAGGUUAUUAUUAUCUCACUUAAUCUCUCCGUAAUAAUUUCUUUUUAAACCCGGAUGAUUAUAUACUUGGAGCGAAAAAUUAAUCAUAACGUACAUUCCUUCUCUCCCAACCCAAAAAAUCGCAUUUCCCUCUUUCAAUUCGCAGUUCCUUCCUUCCUGCGCAACACAGCAAUUCUGCGAUUUCCGUCCGCCAAGCCCAGCUAUUCUCCUAGGGUUUUGCAUUCGAUCAUUCUUCGCGUUCUAGAUCUGAUCGCCAACUCCGAUUUCGCCCCGCUCUUCCCGAGUUUUCUCUAUCGCCGCCGGCGCAGAUCUCGAUCUCUUCCGCUCCGGUAACUUUACCCUCUCUCUGUUUCUUCGCUGCAUUGUGUUUGGCUUGGCAACGAUAUGGAUUCUGGAGGUCGAAUUUGAGAUCGGAAUUUCGCAUUUGUGUGUAAUUGUUUUGUUUGGAUUGCAGGAAUAUACUCUGCUUUCUUUUUUUUCCCCCUAGAGAGGAAUCCGAUUCCGGAGGAAAGCAUUUUCUUUCUAUGUUCGUGUUUGGAUUCGAAUUUUCUCCUCCUUGUGAGUGCUUUUUCCCUCGGGUUGUGUUGACUUGAGUGAUUUCUAUUCUGGUUUUUUUUCUCAUAUUUGGUUUUCGGGCUUUCUGUUCGCGAAGCGGCGAUAAACAGAUCUUGAAAAUUGGCUCCGCAAAAGCGAUCGCAGCGCCACAUGGGUGGCCAUGUGCAGCAGACCAAUGCUGCAGCGGCGACAGCUUUCUACGAUCACGCCGGCGGCGGCGGGGCUCUGCAGAAUGCAGCCGCCACAAGCGAUGCCGGUGAUGCUGUAAUGGCGCGGUGGCUGCAGUCGGCCGGCCUGCAGCAUCUGGCGUCUCCCUUGGCUUCCUCCGGCAUCGAUCAUCGCUCGCUGCCUAAUCUCCUAAUGCAGGGUUAUGGAGCACAAUCUGCUGAAGAGAAGCAGAGGCUUUUUAAGCUGAUGAGAAAUCUUAAUUUCAAUGGAGAAUCUAGCUCUGAACCUUAUACACCAACUGCACAAACUUCAACUGCUGCAGCAUCAGAUGGGUUUUAUUCCCCUGACUUCAGGGGUGAUUUUGGAGCUGGCCUUUUGGACCUUCAUGCAAUGGAUGAUACUGAGCUUUUGUCUGAGCAUGUUAUGACAGAACCUUUUGACACAUCGCCCAUCUUGCCUGAUAUUGGUAGAGGAUUCGAGAAUGAACUCAAAAUGGCUGGUCGUAGAUAUCCAAGUGACCAAACUGAUGCAGAACCAUCAGUAUCAGUCCCUGUCAGUGAAAAAGAAAACAGUGGAAGGGAAAGUAACGUGGCUAAGAUUAAAGUUGUGGUGCGUAAAAGACCACUAAACAGAAAGGAGCUUGCUAAGAAAGAGGAUGAUAUUGUGUACGUUGAAGACAAUUCCUUGACUGUCCAUGAACCCAAACUAAAGGUGGACUUGACAGCAUAUGUGGAGAAGCAUGAAUUCUGUUUUGAUGCUGUUCUUGACGAGGAUGUGAACAAUGAUAAGGUGUAUCGCGAAACCGUCGAGCCCAUAAUUCCCACCAUAUUCGAGAAGACAAAAGCUACAUGUUUUGCAUAUGGCCAAACAGGUAGUGGAAAGACUUAUACAAUGCAACCUUUGCCUCUUAGAGCUGCUCAAGACAUGGUUAGAUUACUGUACCAGCCAGUUUACCGGUCCCAGAGGUUCAAAUUGUGGCUCAGCUACUUUGAAAUUUAUGGAGGGAAGCUCUUUGAUCUUCUUUCUGAUAGAAAGAAGCUCUGUAUGAGAGAAGAUGGCAAGCAACAGGUUUGCAUUGUUGGUCUACAAGAAUUCGAAGUUUUGGAUGUGCAAAUAGUCAAGGAAUACAUUGAGAAGGGAAAUGCCGCAAGAAGCACAGGAUCCACAGGUGCCAAUGAGGAAUCCUCAAGAUCACAUGCUAUAUUGCAACUUGCUAUCAAGAAGCAUAAAGAGGUAAAAGAGACUAGAAGGAACAACAACAACAACAAUGAUGUCAAUGAUUCAAAAAAUGGAAAGUUGGUUGGCAAAAUCUCAUUUAUCGAUCUUGCUGGUAGUGAACGAGGAGCAGACACCACAGACAAUGACAGACAGACACGGAUUGAAGGUGCAGAAAUUAACAAGAGCCUUCUGGCUCUCAAAGAGUGCAUUCGUGCACUCGACAACGAACAGAUCCAUAUACCAUUCCGUGGGAGCAAGCUAACUGAAGUACUCCGUGAUUCCUUUGUUGGUAACUCGAGGACCGUUAUGAUCUCUUGUAUUUCUCCGAAUGCUGGUUCAUGUGAACACACGUUGAAUACGCUGAGAUAUGCUGAUAGGGUCAAAAGCCUUUCCAAAAGUAGCAACACUAAGAAGGAUCAGCCUGUAAAUUCGUCGACUAAUAAGGACACGCUGCCAGCAUCAACUUUGGCUGUUCCCACAGACAUAGACGACAUGCCUGAACAAAGAGAAGAGGCAAAACCAAUGGAUAUGGGGAGAAGACACGUAGAGAAAGAUCAUGACAGGCAGCAGCCCAUGAGUUUCCCUUCAAGUUAUAGCUUCAAUAGCCGACAACUAGAAAGUGGAUCAACUUCCAGCUUAACUGACCGGGAGAGAAUUGAAUUUAACAAUUCUUAUGGUGGUCAACCAAAUGCAAAAAGCUACUCGUCAUACUCCCAGCCCCCAUCUGAACCAGAAGAAAAAGUGCAGAAGGUAUCACCGCCUCGUAGGAAAGGACCCCCGAGGGAGGAGAAAACUGACAAGUCAACAAAUUGGGGGAAGAAAGAUGGCGGUGGUACAUCUGAUGUAGUACCCACCACUGUAAAUUCCAAGAAAGAUAGCAGUAGUACAUCAAACCUCCCAACAAUUGGACGAAGACAUCGAGAAUCUGAUCCAUCUUCAGAUGGAAGUAUCAAUGCUAUACUCGAGGAAGAAGAGGCUCUAAUUGCCGCACACAGGAAAGAGAUCGAGGAUACAAUGGAGAUCGUGCGCGAGGAAAUGAAGCUUUUGGCGGAAGUUGAUCAGCCGGGCAGCCUCAUAGACAACUAUGUAACUCAGCUGAGCUUCGUUCUCUCACGUAAGGCCGCCGGCCUUGUCAGCCUCCAAGCUCGCCUCGCUAGGUUCCAGCAUCGGCUGAAGGAGCAGGAGAUCCUUAGUCGCAAACGAGUUCCUCGCUAGAGAAACAGUACCCUGUUUGGCGUGUGAUCCAAACAAUGUUGCUGCAGGAGAGGGCAGAGCAUCGCUGUGGUGCUUUCUCGGAGAAUCUGCCUCGUCUGCAGUGCGCCAAUGAUGUGUUGGUUCAUUUUGUUGGUGGGAUGGGUGUGGUAUAUCAUUCAGGAUAGGAUGUAUGCAUUGCUGGCUUUGUUGUUAAGUUAGUUUUUUUGUGGGUUCAUCAGUCUUGAGAUGUUUGAAGGGCGACUGAAGAUGGGAACGAAAGGAAGAGGUGGAAACAGUAACAGUGAAUUCUUGUGUAGGCAAUGAAAUGAAAAGAAACAGAAAAUUGUUCAAUAGGCGAUACACUUUACUUAAAGGUAUAAUUUUCAUUUGUUCAUAAUACAUCUUACCUUAAAUU
Linum trigynum is the source of this 4309-nucleotide messenger RNA. The record is from the annotation of a GenBank genome assembly. Lineage: Eukaryota; Viridiplantae; Streptophyta; Magnoliopsida; Malpighiales; Linaceae.